Molecule: messenger RNA, 1036 nt
Organism: Kogia breviceps (pygmy sperm whale)
Lineage: Eukaryota; Metazoa; Chordata; Mammalia; Artiodactyla; Physeteridae
Source: RefSeq, a predicted model, not a curated record
CGCCCGCCCCGGCCCCCUAUAUAACCCCCCAGGCGCACACACUCCCUCACUGCCGCGGCCCUCUCUGCUCACACGCACAUGCCUCCCCUCCCCAGGCCGAGGCCCAGCUGACCCCCAGGGCUCCCACGGCAGCGGACAGGGAAGGGUUAAAGGCCCCCAGCCCCCUGCCCCCUGCCCUGGGGAACCCCUGCCCUGUGGGGACAUGAACAGUGUUUGCUGCCUGGUCCUGGUCGCGCUGAGCCUGUGGCCAGGUAGAGCUGCUGCCCCGGGGCCACCUCCUGGCCCCCCACGGGCCUCCCCAGACCCUCGGGCUGAGCUGGACAGCGCCGUCCUCCUGACCCGCUCUCUCCUGGCGGACACUCGACAGCUGGCCGCACAGCUGAGAGACAAAUUCCCAGCUGACGGAGACCACAACCUGGAUUCCCUCCCCACCUUGGCCAUGAGCGCGGGGGCGCUGGGAGCCCUGCAGCUCCCGGGAGUGCUGACACGGCUGCGGGCAGACCUGUUCUCCUACCUGAGGCAUGUGCAGUGGCUGCGCCGGGCAGGAGGCCCUUCCCUGCGGACCCUGGAGCCCGAUCUGGGCGCCCUGCAGGCCCGGUUGGACCGGCUGCUGCGCCGGCUGCAGCUCCUGAUGUCCCGCCUGGCCCUGCCCCAGGCGCCCCCAGACCCACCGGCACCCCCCCUGCCUCCCCCGGCCUCAGCCUGGGGAGGCAUCCGGGCGGCCCACGCCAUCCUUGGGGGGCUGCACCUGACGCUCGACUGGGCUGUGCGGGGCUUGCUGCUGCUGAAGACUCGGCUGUGACCCUCCACCUAGAGCCACCGGCGCCCUUCAAAGCCAGACCUUAUUUAUUUAUUUAUUUCGGGACUGGGGGCGUGGCAGCCAGAGGACUCUGCCCUCACCGUUGUCUCCCUCUAAUUAGAGAGGAUCCCUCCAGGAGACCUGGGCAGGGGGGCAUCUGUGCCUUAUUUAUACUUAUUUAUUUAAGGGGGUGGGUGGGAGGCAGGUGGACUCGGGGGUCCCUGAGGAGGAGGGAAC